Molecule: messenger RNA, 2301 nt
Organism: Cuscuta campestris
Lineage: Eukaryota; Viridiplantae; Streptophyta; Magnoliopsida; Solanales; Convolvulaceae
Source: the annotation of a GenBank genome assembly
AUUAUUAUGCAUCACACUGAAAGGUGGGAUUAUUUUUGAAAGACUGGGUAAAGUUGGGAUUAUUUUGGAUAAUUUUUCCUUUAUUUUUUCUCAGCUAACUGUCCGACCAGCAUUGAGGAUCCUCAGGAAUGGAGAUUCAAUCAGGUGGUCUGGCGUUUGGUUGUGUAGCUUUUGAUCCUGCUGGAAAGUUUUAUGGUGCCUCUAAUGGGAGUUGCACCGAUGCUGUGCAAUCUCUAAUUUCGCUUGCCGACACCUCCGCCGACGCCUGGUCAAGACUGACUCGGAGCCUCGCUAGCAUGUCCCGGGGACGCAUUAUUUCUCUCAAAGCCAAGUUGGCGAAGAAUCCUCGUGGAAGCCGUACCAUUGCAGCGUUUGUCGCUGAUAUGACGGAGAUUGCUGGGGAAUUAGCCCUUGCUGACAGCCCCGUAUCGGAUGAGGAUCUAGCGGUGCACAUCAUGUCCCAACUUGGCGACGAAUAUUCUACUAUCUAUCAAUCCUUGCGAGGCCGCAAUGAUUGUGUUUCUAUCGAAGAACUCACUACUAUUUUGGAGGAUUGCGAGCGUCAUCUUCAUGAGCGUCACUCUGCUACGGCUGACCUUGUGCCAACCGCAAAUCAUGCGCAACGUGCUCGUAGUGAUCGUGGUGAUCGUGGUGGUGCUCCUCAUCGGGCCGGUGGUUUUGGUCAGACCCGUGGGGGUCAUCAUGGUCGAGGUUCUCCUCCCGGCGGCAAUCGUGGUGGUCGUUACUGUCGGUUUUGUGAUCUUGCCAGUCAUGACACACGGUUUUGUCGCAAACUCCAGCGGUUCCUAAAAGAGAACAAUGUCACCAUUGUCGCUCCCAAUAUCAACAACCCCGCCGCUCAUGUCACACUCAAUGGAUUGUUGACAGUGGUGCGUCUCAUCACGUUGCAAAUGAUCCAAAUUCGCUCAACACUCUCAUGGAAUAUGGCGGACCGGAUGAAAUUCGUUUGGGUAAUGGAUACCCAAAAACCCGCUAAAAUUCUCAACGAGGAAAACCAUAUCAUGUUCGGAGCAGUCCAAAUUGGAAUAAUGGCGGCCUGCGUGGUCCUCUUCGUUCCACUGGGUAUGGCCGGCUGGCAUUUGAGCCGCAACAAGAUGCUCUUCUUCAGCUGCGCCCUCUUCAUCACCCUCUCCGUCGGCGUUCACCUGACCCCUUACUUCCCGUCGAUCCCCUCUUUCCUUCCCUCCCCGGGUUUCCCUCCUCCCCACUCAUCUUCAGAAUCAAUCAAUCCCCGUUCUUGCAUUUCUUCCCUCCAUCAAGUCGCUUUCAGCAACGAAUCUUGGGGUUGGGCAAAGUCCGGGCUUGCGGAUCGGUGCGAAUUCCAGAAAUUGAGAAGACAAGACGUCUCGGAUUUGCUAAACGGGUCGUGGGUCGUUGUCGCCGGAGAUUCACAGGCGAGGUUGCUGGUGGUUUCGCUGUUGGAAUUGUUGCUGGGGUCAAAUGAGACGGAAUUGAUCAGAGGGGAUCUGUUCAAGAGGCACGGCGAUUACACAAUCGGGUUGGAUAAGAUUGGGGUGAAUCUGGAUUACAGAUGGGCACCAUAUGUGAGUAACUUGACCAAUCUGGUGUUUGGUUUGAAGGAUAACAAGAAGUUCCCUGACUUGCUGGUGAUGGGGUCUGGGCUAUGGGAUAUGCUACACGUGAAUGACGCAUCAGAUUACGGCGUCUCCCUCAAGCUUCUGAGGGAUUCACUGGUGAUGUCAUUGCCCGUUUACCCGGGAUCUGUUUCAGGCAAUGGGAGGUCGCCUCGUCUGUUUUGGGUCGGUUUGCCAAAGCUGGUGAAUUCGAAGCUGAACACAGAAGAAAAGAGGGAGAAGAUGGGCGAUGCUCAAUCGCAAGCAUAUUGUGAUGAGGUGUAUAGGAGUAAGCUGCUGUUACAAUACGGCGGGCCAUUUUUCCUGUUGGAUAUUCAUCGUCUGAGUGAUCGCUGUGGGGCCCGGUGCACGGAGGAUGGUAUGCAUUACAAUGGGAUUGUCUAUGACGCGGCCGUUCAGAUCAUGCUAAAUGAAUUGGUUAUAGAAUCUAACCAGAAGCUGAUAUGAUGGUUUGGAUUGGUUGUUGUGUUUUUGAUCCCUUUUAUUCAUUCAUCUCCCGGUGCUCCUCCCGGAUUCGAUUAAUUCAAUAGCAAAGUUUUGGGACGAUAGUUUACACGUUAUAGCGAAUGAGUAAUGUGCUUGGGGAUGGAGAGUGUACAACAACAUUGUUCAAUUGUUGGUGAUGAACUGUAAUGCCAUUUUCUUUCCUUGGUUUUAAGUUGUAUCAUAAAUGUUUUUUCUUCUU